Molecule: messenger RNA, 511 nt
Organism: Sitodiplosis mosellana (orange wheat blossom midge)
Lineage: Eukaryota; Metazoa; Arthropoda; Insecta; Diptera; Cecidomyiidae
Product: tudor domain-containing protein 1-like
Exons: 3
Coding region: 80-511 (143 amino acids)
Source: RefSeq, a predicted model, not a curated record
GAAAAUAACUCUCGUUUACGUAGUAGACGCAGAGCGGAUUUUUGUGCAUCUUCAAUAUUGGAGCCAAAAAUUCGCUGAAAUGACCACGAAAAUUAAGCUCUUGAAACCAAAUCAAAUAGUGGAAAUUCCAGAGCCGGGCCAAAUGAUUUUGGCAAAAUACACUGAAGAUGAACAACUGUACCGCGCCCGUAUUGAAAAAGUAGAAAACCGGUCUGCUACGGUCUUCUAUGUUGAUUUCGGGAAUGAAGAAAACGUUGAUAUAAAUUCACUUUUCGAAUGGUCGCCAACUUUGAAUGUUCUACCACAUCAAGCAAUUCCCUGUAAUAUUAACAAACACGAAUUUAUUCCAACAUCAAUUAAAUGCAGAAUUAUAGAUAACUUAGAAAAAUGUAUUAACUCUAACUGGUUCAACGCAAAAGUCACGAAUAAUAAUAAUAAUAUCUUAUGUAUUGAUAUAAAUGGUUGGUAUCAAUAUUUUAAUCAUGACCUUUGCGAUGAAUUUUGGUCUUAA